ACAACGCCGUAAUGGUUAACAAAUAAACGUAACUAGGGUGUGUCCCUUUAACAUAGGUAUAUGAAUUUUUGGUGUCAAACAAUACACUCAUAAUUAAAUACAUUGUAGAUGUUUAUGGUGACUUUAGUUUAUGGCAAAAAUGCACGUGCAAUUCACGCCAACCAGAAAGAAUUUUGUUACUCAUGAGUAUUACAUUUAUCAAAACAGGUGUCUACAUGUAAUAUUGCAGUUAAAUAUUCUAAUUACAUGCACAUAAUUGUCUCUUUUUUCAGUUAUUAUUCAGGGUUUCUUUUUGUUUGUGACCGCCCAACAAAGAUCAGUGGCGCAGCAAUGUCUCACAGAACAGAUCCGCAGCAGUAACGUGGGAUUUCAGCCAGUCAGAGCACCGGUUGGACGAAACAUUCCCGCCACGGAUGCCACGUUGAACGCGUUUAGAGCCAUUUGUCAGAAUUACGAGAAUUACAUCAGAUGUUUCCAAACCAGACUGCCGGGAUCCACCGUUGCCAAUGAUAAUUUUCUAAAUUUGAUUUUUGAUGCCAACAACAUGAGAACUGCAUACCGGGGUCUCUGUAAAGACUUGAACGUUCUGCAGCGACGAAUGCAGUGUUUGCUGACGACUCCCCAGAUCCAACAGUGCUAUAACAACUUCCGGUCGGCUGUGAUUCAGGUAGUCAACAUUGGACGACAGGGAGGCAUGCAGAGGAGAGAUCUAGAAGCUAUCGCGUGCAACGUCUCUAUCGCAAGAUAUCAAUGUGAGACCCAGGUAUAUUCGUUCUGUGACCAACAAGCAGGGGAGAUAAUGAGGAACUUCUUUUACGCCGGACUGCCUGGUCGGUGUCGUCAAAGUACGGGAGUUGUCUCCCGUUACACGCAGAUGUGGGGAGGCGCAACUGUCUCACAACUAGCCAUCAGUCUGAUUUCUCUCCCAGUCUUAGUGAUGUUCAAGCACGUACUAGGCUUAUAACCAAACACAAAGACUGUGUGUUAUAGUUACAUUUUAAAAUAAACGAUUAAUACACUAUUGUUGGAUAAUUCAGAUGUAGUAUAGGGCUGUCAUGUUUACAAAUGUCCCUGUCGUUUACAUUGUACUUAUUUAUUAUCAGAUACGAUUCCGUUUAAACUACCCAACGAGCAAUAACUGACGUAGCCAGUAAGGGGGAGAGGGUAGGAUAAGGUUAUGCCCCCAAUCACAUUAUUUUCUCCACCACUUUUUUUUAUUUGUCUAUUGCUCGAGAUUGAUAGACGGUUUGGUUGCGUCCCCCCCCCCCCCCCCUUUUCCCCGCAAUGAAUGUGAAUGCCCUCAGUAUAAAAUCCUGACAUCGCCUUUGCAAGUAAUUAUUAUAGUUUUCAAAAUAAUAUAGGAAAGCUUGAUAGAUAGUAUGUAUUUUUAAAAACAAACUCGCGAAUGUAUUUAAUUAACUAUGAGGAGGUGCAGGCGAAAAAGUGACAGAAAUUGGAAGCCCGAAUCACCUCUGAAGAUAAUACACUGGCCUAGCCAGCUGAAAAUUCAUUUAUUAUGUAGUUGUCGGACCCUCCCCAACAGUUGCUGUUACCUUCCUUAUGGUGUCUUUGCUCACAAAAAACGAUGUCAUGUACGUGGGUAAACGCGGGUAAACGUAACGGCUCUGACGAAGAAAUAGAAAACACACCACCUACUGAAACUGGUACACGUACUGUACAAAACUAGGUGGUAGAGUAUGAUGAAUAAGAUAUUGGGAAUACCAUAAUAUAACGAGAGGACAUUCGUCAGAUUUAAUACAUGAGUAUUCAAACUUCCUGUACAAGGAUUUUGCACGAGUGUAAUUGCGUUAUGGCGUAUAAUACAUAAACACGAUAUACAUGAACUACACAAUGUGGAAUCUUAUAAAUGGAAGUUUAGUGUACAUGUACUAUAUGUAUGGGGGUGUUUUAUUAUUAAAAAAUAAUAUUGUUCUUAUUUAUUUGUAUUGCUGCCUGUACAUUCCUGCAUUCAUACAAUGCAUUAGCCAGGAUGCCAAAAUACAGGAAGUAUUUCAAGAAAAGUAAAAGAAUAUUGGAAACACAAUUGGACACCUUUUUAGAAAUUACCAAUGUUAGAAAUAGAGAAGUUAAGAAUGCUUUAGUAACAACAAUUCGGCGCCUUUAUAACAGGACUUAGUAACGGAUGUAUAUAACAAUCAUCACAUUCUACUUAUUGUCAUGGUAUAGACUACUCAAAUAUGACAAAAUUAAACUGAAACAAAUUAUUGUGAUAGCAUGGUUCUUGAUUAAUGUCAAUGGAUCUUUCUACAUUGACGUUAGGAGGGUGGCAAUAUUGCAAUUUUUUUUCACAGUUAAAUGAUCUUGUUAAGAGCGUGUAGUGCUAAUUUAAAUUUCCAGAAAUACUCAUUUUUACUAAACCGAUGUUAUGAAGCAAACAUAUAUAUCAGUACAUCAUCAAUAGCAUCAACGUCAAAUUAUUAAUGCUGAUGUGUUUUUGAGAUAGUAUUAUUGAUACUACAGUUAGAACAGUAUACAUCAUUUAUUAAUUAGUAUUAUAGUUUUAUUUAAUAUUUUAUAAUGUUUCAUUUCUAUCAUAAAUACCUGUAUAUAACAACGUUCAUAUAUUAUUUUGUUCAUUGACAGUUACGUUAUUAAUAUACGUGUAUAUUCUAUUGGCCACUCUUUUUUUUCGGUAAUUAGGGUAUUUUAUUUGUAAAUGAUUUCGUGUAAAUAUGCAACUAUAUGUUUAUCGCCCUUUUGUUUUUAGUACUUGGGUUAGUGUAGUAAGAAGCAAACAAGUAUAGUUUUAAAAUAUUACGACCUUUUCAUAAUAAUUUUCUGCAUAACACCAUAUAAUAUGGUUUAUUUUUGUAUCCUUCAAUUUCAUAUUAUCGAAAUGUGUCAAUAGUUUUAAUGACUGUGUAGAAUUCACAAUUGAAAGAAUACUUUGGAGUGUUAGACCCAUGUUCAUCAAAGAAAAUGCAGAAAUGAAUGUUUUUAAUGCAGGUGCGGAUCCGAAGGACGCUCGUCCUCAAUUUGUUUGCCAACGUAAAAAAGAAGCAAAAAGAAAGCAUGUUUAAACACCUCUUACCAUGUCCAACGCCCUCUCAUCCACCCCUCUCCCAUUUCACUAACCCAUAGAUCCGCGCCUGUAAUCGUUUUUUUUUCUUCGUUUUUUUGUAGCGGUUUCAUAUGUUAUUGAUACCGGGUCCGGAAGGCUGUAAUCUACUCAUAGAAAACAAAAAGCGUGGCCCCCACUCGACAAGUUUUUCAUGCAUAGAUUAUUAAACUGCCAGUUACCAAGGUUUUCCUUGCAUGUUACAAAGCAGGUUACCUUUGUACAUCAUGCACUUUUAUUUAACAUUAUUAUUUAAAAUAUCACUAUGCGUUUUUCAUUGGUUUUUCAUAAACGAUAGGUCUGCGGUAACGUUUUACUACUGACAAAUUAAUAAAGUUUGUUUUAUGGGUGGUGGCUGCGGGAGGGGGAUGGUAAAAAGAUUGCUUCUAACUCAAAAUGUGAUUAUUUAUGGAAAAGCCUUGAUGUAUUCACACAUCACGAUACUCAUUUUGACAUACAGACACAUGCGCGGAUGCACGCGCGCACGCACACACUAAAUCGAAAACUAUAUCUUGGCUAAUAUGACAAACCAACAUCGUCGUUACAACGAUAAUCCAUAUUCGUGUAGAAGUAUACAGAUACUGAACAUACGACCUUCACAAAGAUACUGCAGAUAGUACUCAAUACAGUUUACUUAUUUCACAUAACACUUUAGAAUAUUAAAUGAGACCUUCUGUGAUGGUUGACGUUAUAGUACAGACAUAUUUUUAUUUUAAAAUAUUUGUAUUCUGGUCACUAUUGCAUCCAAAUAGAUCUUGCUCUUAUGUUCAUAUCAGAUGGUCAGAAACUACUUGUAAUUACCUGUAUCUGGCGCAUCAAAAACGUGCAUUACUGUAACGUCAGUAAAUGGUCACCAAAAACCAUUUAUGGUAGUCUGGUGUACUUUCAUUGCAGUAAAUGGUAGCUUAUAUGAAACUAACAACAAGAGAUCCUUGAAUACAAUAGUGAACAAAAUACAGGCAUUUAAAGUUUUAAACAUUUGGCUGCAACUGUAACACCAAUCACUGUGGUAUUGCCCAAAUUAUACAUUCAGUAGAAUACAAAUAUUGACUAUUAUCUGUAAUGAUGAUGAUAAUUUAUUUAUCUGCACGUACUGAUCUUAACUUGAGGUAUUUUAUAUUGCAUGGUAAACUGUUUCCACAAUAUCACUCCACAACAGGGGCGUGCGCAGGAAACUUUUGCAGGGUGGGGUCGAGGUGUCUGGCGAAGCCCGACACCGCGAGCGGCGCAGGCGCGAAGCCCGUGGCGGGGGGUCUGGCCCCUUCUAGGGCUAUUCUGAGGUGUUUUCUGCUGGCUAGCCGAGCUGCUUUCUGACCACAUUCACAGGAAUGUAAAAAAUCGGGAUAUGAAAAAAAAAUUCGCCUUCAAACACCUGCAUAAUGUAUUAAAUCACUUUUGUUUCGUC
Molecule: messenger RNA, 4484 nt
Organism: Gigantopelta aegis
Lineage: Eukaryota; Metazoa; Mollusca; Gastropoda; Neomphalida; Peltospiridae
Exons: 4
Coding region: 545-964 (139 amino acids)
Source: RefSeq, a predicted model, not a curated record